Diaporthe amygdali is the source of this 3072-nucleotide messenger RNA. RefSeq names its product chromodomain-helicase-dna-binding protein 3. NCBI's taxonomy places the organism in Eukaryota, Fungi, Ascomycota, Sordariomycetes, Diaporthales, Diaporthaceae. The transcript has 2 exons. The record is from RefSeq and is a predicted model, not a curated record. Bases 1 to 3072 code for a protein of 1023 amino acids. Gene Ontology annotation, molecular function: ATP binding; DNA binding; ATP-dependent chromatin remodeler activity. Gene Ontology annotation, cellular component: nucleus.
AUGAGUUCCUCCUCCUUCACCUCGCCUGGUCGCGAGGUCGUUCCUGCCACCAGCAGCCCGCCUGCUGGUCUCGAGGAUGACCCUAUUGACAUCAGCUCCGACGACAACGACGAGCUGCAGGGCAAUGGCUCUCACUUGUCGCCGUACUUCACACAACCCACUCAGAUCCUCAGUCGACCAACCCUCAAGGCGCCGACCCAGCCAACCCAGCCAACCCAAAUUCCAACCCAAAUCGUUGACCGCCCAAGGCUUGGCCUCGGUGCAAAUGUCCAGAAAUCACCAUCCACCUCGCCUCAAUCCGACAGCGCCAGGGUUGAGGUCCCCGCCUCCUCACCUUUCCGGCAACAAUCUUCACAGCGACCCCUACCGUCUGCUUUCGAUCGAAUGCGAAUGGCUCCUGCUGGCACCUCCUUUAGGGCCCCUCCAAAGAUCUCUACAAAGCCUGUCUAUCAGUCGACAGUGAAGCAGAUCCCCACCAAGCGCGAAUAUGCUCCGGUCUCAGAUGAUGAGCUUGACACAACACGAUACGCCGCCGAUAGCUCUGGCGACGAGAGCCCAGCACGAGGCGAUAUCCAGCGCUCCUCAUUCCAACGCCAGCAGCCAAAGUCCCCGUCACCUGCUAGUGCUUCCCUGUACAAGCAGCAUGCUUCAAAACAACAGCUGGCAAAGGUAUUGCGCGAGUUCAAGUAUUCCUCAAACACGUCGCCCUCCAGCUCCAUUGGCUCACUGCCCUCGGCGCAGCCUUCCUCGAGGAGCUCAGAACCCUCUCGGUCACCAUCGCCCCGACCGAAACGCAGACGACUCGUUCGCGGUCGAAACCCCAACAACUCCCCCAGCUCCUCGCAGGUCGUCCAAUCAGCCCCUCAGCUCAUCAACCUCAUUGAAGACGAUGAUGACGACGACGACCCUACCUCCAACGAUAAGGACGAUGGAGAUAACUACGUAAUGGAUCAGCAAGAGGAGUCAUCUGAGGACGAGAGCGAGACAGGCGGCCGAUCACCGGACAAGGCUGCUGCCCCGCAUUCCUUGGUGGGAACCAAGCGCAAGGAGAAGAUACUGCAAUACCUGGCCGUUUGCUCAGUGGAGAGCCUCAUGGCUGAUGCCAAAAUCCCGAAGGACGCGGCGAAGCACAUGCUCGACAAGCGGCCUUUCCGCACCGCCGAGCAGGUCAAGGCUGUCAUGAAGUUCAAGAUGUCGCGCGGGAAGAAGAUCAGACAUGACCUUGGGCAGGAGGUCUUCGACGAGCUUGUUGAGUACAUGAAGCGACUCGAUGCAAUCGACCGAGUUGUCCAGUACUGCGAUACUCAGGGACACAAAACCAGGCUCAAGAUUGGGUCAUGGAAAAUGGAUCAGAUGGGCAAGACAAAGGGCCCCUCGAGUGACCCAUCCAGCAUCCUCCCGUUCGCUCAGGAGCCAAAGGCAAUGCGAGGGCACUGCACUAUGCAGCCAUAUCAGCUUUUUGGGAUGAACUGGAUGUGGCAGCUCUACGGCCAGCGCUUCGGAGGCAUUCUCGCCGACGAUAUGGGCUUGGGGAAAACCUGCCAGGUUGUGUCAUUCAUCGCCCUGCUCGUGGAUCAGUACAACAACGGUUUCUUCCAGGAGAGGCCCUGGCCCAACUUGGUUGUGGUCCCGCCCUCGGUCUUGGAGAACUGGGAGAAUGAGUUCGAAAAGUUCGCCCCGGGUUUGUCUAUCAUCAAAUAUUCCGGAAAGCCUGGCGAACGCGACGAACUUGCGCUUGAGAUUCGGGACGCUCCAGAGGAUUAUCACGUCAUCCUCACUUCGUACUCGCAGAUGAGUCGACCUAGGGAUGCGAAUGCUAUGAACAAGAUCGGCAUCAAUGCAGCAAUCUUCGAUGAGGGGCACAAGUUGAAGAACCCCAGCGCCCAGAUCUACAAGGAGCUGAUCUGUAUUAAUGCUGCCUGGAAGCUCAUCAUGACCGGUACCCCCAUCCAGAACAACAUCAUGGAGAUGGUGUCACUCUUGAACUUCCUAUCUCCGAGCGUUUUCCGGCAGUACAGCGAGCAUCUGGAAGAUCUGUUCGUGCAAAAGGCAUCGCUCCAACAAGUCUCUGAGGGCGCCGUCCUCCUGAGCGACCGAGUGAAGCGUGCACGGAGCAUUCUUGAACCCUUCAUUCUCCAGCGGAGAAAGGAGCAGGUCUUGAGCAACAUGCCGGCCAAAAUUCGGAGGGCUGUGUACUGCGACAUGGACGACAGCCAGAAGGAGCUCUACGAAGACUUCGUCCGCAAGUUUCGUGAUGCCAAGCUUCACAAAGCUCUCAGCGGUGGUCGCAAGAACGACAUGAACAACCCCUGGAUCCAGCUCCGUAAGGCUGCCAUCCACCCACAGCUCUUCCGCCGAUUUUUCACCGAUGAGAAGUGCGAGAAGAUGGCCAAGACCCUGAUGAAGUCUGUGUCUCAGGACAUCUUGAGACAGCCCAAUCUUACUCACCUUACCAACGAGUUGAAGAACGAGUCCGACUUCCAGCUGCACCUCUGGUGUCGUGACUACCCUUGCAUCCGCAGCUUUGACUGCCCACAGGACACUUGGUUGAAGAGCGGCAAGGUUCAGAAGCUCUUGGAGCUCAUCGGCGGAUACCAGAAGGAGGGCGACCGGGUCCUCGUCUUUUCGCGAUUUGCGAUGGUUCUUUCCAUCCUUGAAGAGUGUCUCGCGCAGGCCGGCAUCAACCAUCUCGUCCUGCAGGGAGAGACCAAAGUCGCCGAGCGCCAACAACUCAUUGAUCAGUUCAAUGAGGACAAGACGAUCACAGUGUUCCUGUUAACGACGAAGGCCGGCGGGACAGGCAUCAAUUUAACAGCUGCCAACAAGGUCGUUCUCUUUGACCAGUCGGACAACCCACAAGACGACAUUCAGGCUGAAAACCGUGCCCAUCGCCUUGGCCAGCAGCGCGAGGUAGAGGUCAGCCGCCUCCUGUCGAAGGGCACGAUUGACGAGCUGAUCUACAAGGCCUGCCAGCGCAAGCUCGAGCUCGCAGGCAAGAUCACCGGCCAUCAUGAGGAGAUUACAGAUGAGGAUGUAGAGGCCGAGGUCUCCAAGAUGCUGCUCCAGGAGUGA